Molecule: messenger RNA, 937 nt
Organism: Gossypium raimondii (Peruvian cotton)
Lineage: Eukaryota; Viridiplantae; Streptophyta; Magnoliopsida; Malvales; Malvaceae
Product: dof zinc finger protein 2
Exons: 2
Coding region: 118-771 (217 amino acids)
Biological process (GO): regulation of DNA-templated transcription
Molecular function (GO): DNA-binding transcription factor activity; DNA binding
Source: RefSeq, a predicted model, not a curated record
GGCCAGCUCUCAAAGUCUUUUUCGUCCUUUUAUUUAUGUAGUUUUUUCUUUUGGCUUUUAAGAUCAGCAGGGGAUUGCCAAAGGCUAAUCACCUUUUUAUUUCUCAGUUCUUAAUCCAUGGAGGCCACUCAGUGGGAACAGGGAAUUGGGGUAACUAAGCCCAUGGCCAUAGGAGAAUACUCAAGAUCUUCAGCUAGGGUUCAAAAAGGUGAAGCUAAUUUGAACUGUCCAAGGUGCAAUUCAACAAACACCAAGUUUUGUUAUUAUAACAACUACAGCCUUUCUCAGCCAAGAUACUUCUGUAAGACUUGUAGAAGGUAUUGGACCCAUGGUGGUUCCUUAAGGAACGUUCCCGUUGGUGGUGGUUCAAGGAAGAACAAGACAUCAUCAUCAAAGAAGCUUGAUGAUGAUCAUUUGACUCAUCAAAACCCUAAGAUCCAUGAAGGUGAUCAUCAUCAAGUCAUUAACCUAGCGUAUCCACCAGUAGUACCGGCUCAGGCUUACAAUAGCUCGCAAAGGUUGCCCUUUAUGCCGGAGAUUGGUGGUGCCAGCACCGGAAUAUACUCAAGUGGGUUCCCAGUUCUAGACCCCGGUCUAAAAUUUUCUAGUGAUGGAUUUGGAACUGGUUAUGAUGAGAAUCAUCAAGGGGUAGAAGAAAAUGGUGAAAGGCUUUUGCUUCCUGUAAAGGAGGAAUCGAAGCAGGUUCCAGUGAACACUAUGAACGAAUUGGAUGAGGACAAAGAACAGGGAGAAUCUACUGGACAUUGUUGAAAUGAAAACAGCCUACGUUAAUAUUAACAUGGUUAAAGAGGAAGAAGUAGGGUUUUCUUUUUCUUACAAGAUCAGUGACACUACUGACAACCUAGUUUGAUGUUUGAGUUAGGGCCCGGACUUGUAUUCAGAUAAUCUCUCAAUAAUAACUCUCAAAUUUGAACCA